UGGCAUGUUCAGGCUCUAGUUCAUUCAAGCAUCAAUGAGCUUACAUUCUGGUAUUUGGUGGUUUUUCUGGAAAGCAGUCUCCUGUAGGCCACUGUGCAGGCCCCCAGCCCUAAUCAUAUUAUUUCAGUUGGUGUGCUGGACUCACCUUCAGUGCGCUCCACUAUGGACCGCAAAAGGGAUGACUGGCACAGGACAAGAAGGGAGAGGAAGACCUAUGCGCCGGAGAAUGAUGGAUGACAGGAGUACUAUGCUGCACAUCCUGGAGGAGCCUCAGAUGAGGAGGGAAGGAGAGAGGAUUCGAACUUUUCACAACUGGCCAGAAGACGCUCCAGUCACAUCUGGAGAGCUGGCCAAAACAGGCUUCUUUUUUCUUGGAUCUGGGGAUAAAGUCCAAUGUUUCUGCUGUGGAGGGAUUUUAAGAUGUUGGGUGCAUGGAGACAGCCCAGCAGAUGAGCACAAGAGGCAUUUUCCCACAUGUAGUUUCAUUCAGGGACGAGCUGUGGGAAAUAUUCCAAUCCAAACAGGAUCCUCCGACUCUGUGGACGGCCAGCUGCUGAGCCAACUCCAGAGGAUGACCAUGGAUGACCAGGGGACAACUGGGCAAGCUGUCUACCCAGAGAUGGACGGGGAGGAUACCCGGCUCACCACUUUCCACAACUGGCCCACUGAGGCCUCUGUCCAGCCAGAUGUUCUCGCCAGAGCUGGAUUUUUCUACACAGGUCACGGUGACAACGUCAAGUGCUUCUACUGCGAUGGAGGGCUGAGGAACUGGGAGCCGGGGGACGACCCCUGGCAGGAACAUGCCAAGUGGUUUCCACGAUGUGAGUUUUUAAUCCAGACGAGAGGACAGGAGUAUAUCAGCAACAUACAGGAUGCUCACUUCCAUCUGGGUGAUAAUGUGGGUGGAUCACAGAGCUCCAUGGGCAGAGACAUCGGAUCCAGAAACGAUAUGGUGGGAGGUCUGGCAGCUUCCUCGGCCAUGCUGUCUCCUGUGGUGCAGACGGUGCUGCAGAUGGGCUUCGAAUCCAGCAUGGUGGAGAGUCUGGUUCAGACUAAGUACCUGCUGACAGGCCAGCACUACACCUCUGUGUCUGACCUGGUCAGUGACGUGCUGCAUGCGGAGCAGGAGGAGGGACAGAGGGGGUCACAGAGCAGAGACACUGGAACAAGGCAGGGUCCCAGUACUGGAAAUGUGAGGACACAAACAACCAUAAGAGAGAGAGUGAAGGAUCCAAGCCCAGAGGAGCUGCUGAGGCAGCUGCAGGAGGAGAGGACAUGCAAGGUGUGCAUGGACAAACUCGUGUCCAUCGUCUUCAUCCCCUGUGGACAUCUGGUGGUGUGUGGAGACUGUGCUGCUAGCCUGCGUCACUGCCCCAUCUGCAGAGCUGUGAUCAGAGGCAGCGUGCGAGCGUUCAUGUCCUGAGUGAGAGGGCACUAAGAGACAGGUGUUGCAAGUGUGGCAUCAAGCCCUUAUCCAUGCUUUCCCCCCCUUUC
Notolabrus celidotus (New Zealand spotty) is the source of this 1494-nucleotide messenger RNA. It is a transcript of the gene birc7, whose product is annotated as baculoviral IAP repeat containing 7. Gene Ontology annotation, molecular function: ubiquitin protein ligase activity; cysteine-type endopeptidase inhibitor activity involved in apoptotic process. The record is from RefSeq and is a predicted model, not a curated record. The coding region runs from base 35 to 1423 and encodes 462 amino acids. The transcript is spliced from 7 exons. NCBI's taxonomy places the organism in Eukaryota, Metazoa, Chordata, Actinopteri, Labriformes, Labridae. Gene Ontology annotation, biological process: positive regulation of protein ubiquitination; negative regulation of apoptotic process; regulation of cell cycle. Gene Ontology annotation, cellular component: cytoplasm; nucleus.